Mycena indigotica is the source of this 291-nucleotide messenger RNA. Its product is annotated as CxC2 domain-containing protein. The record is from RefSeq and is a predicted model, not a curated record. Lineage: Eukaryota; Fungi; Basidiomycota; Agaricomycetes; Agaricales; Mycenaceae. The transcript is spliced from 4 exons. Bases 1 to 291 code for a protein of 96 amino acids.
AUGCCUGGUAACACAAAACGGAUCAUGUCGUGGAUUUGGACUGCCCCGGGCGCUUUCGAUGAUGAGGAAGAGCAACUUCACACGACUAUGCGCGUGGAGUGGUGUCGAGCGAUGGCACGCAAAACACGAUGGAAUGAAGAAGUUAUGCUGCUGGAAGAAGAAAUGCGACGCACUCUUCGUUAUCUGCAAUGGCAAAUGGUUUUGCGUGCUUAUGCUGCUCGUUCUGCGGCGGCAAAGCGAGCAGGUGCUCACACAUUUUCAACUGAAAUGGGGUCGGAGCUCGAAGAAUAA